AUGCCCAAGAUUCUGCUGCCCGCCGAGCCCAAGGGCGCGACGACGACGAGCCCGAGCGACGCUUCGUCGGACGGGACGCUCGAGCACUUCAACGCGACAGCCUUCGUGCCCACGAAGCUCAAGCCCGAGAUCCCCAAGUUCCUCCUCCAGCUCUUCGACAUUCUCGAGGAGGAAGAGUCGAGCGUGAUCAAGUGGGCCGACGACGGCGCGUCGCUGCAGAUCCUCGACCCAGGCCGCGCGACGCGCGAGAUCCUCCCCAAGUACUUUAGUCACAACAACUUUCAGUCGUUCCAGCGCCAACUCAACUACUUUGGCUUUCGCAAGUGGACCAAGACCAAAACGUACAUUUGUACGUUUAGCCACCCGUUCUUCAAGAAGAACGAACCGGACUUGCUGCAGUUUAUCAAGCGCAAGUCGGUGCCAAAGCGAACGCGGGCCUCGGCGCCGCUCGAGCUCCUCCCGGCCGUGAAAGAGCCCAUCUACUUUAAACGCAAGCUGCCCCACGUCGAGGGCAAUUGCAUGAUCCGCCCGUACGUCACGACCGAGUCGCCAGAGACACAACCCAAGAUCUUACCGGCCGACGUCAUUGUCUUUGCCAACCAGUCGCUACCCAACUUGAGCACGAUCAGGACGCGGCUCAUUCUACGACAAGAAGCGUCGCCCAAAGUCGACGAGUCGCCCCACGAGGAUAACGAGGACCCUGUGAACCUUCUCCUCGGUAUCAAACAAGCCAUGGUUGAAUCGCGGCCCUCCGAGGAAGUACCGGGCCCAACCAGCACGGCGGAGGUCGAGGCGCCUGUCCAAGCCGAGGAGGACGUGCACGCGCAGCUUGCGACCGCGCGGCGGCAAAUUGCUUCGCUGCAGGCGUCGCUGGACGCGCAGAUCCUAGAGAACGAGCGCUUACGGGCGACGCAACCGCGGCGAAAACGGCCGCGGGCAGGAGCGUAA
Molecule: messenger RNA, 948 nt
Organism: Saprolegnia diclina VS20
Lineage: Eukaryota; Oomycota; Saprolegniomycetes; Saprolegniales; Saprolegniaceae
Exons: 1
Coding region: 1-948 (315 amino acids)
Biological process (GO): regulation of DNA-templated transcription
Molecular function (GO): DNA-binding transcription factor activity; sequence-specific DNA binding
Source: RefSeq, a predicted model, not a curated record